AUGUCGAAAAUCACCAAGGUCAACCAUGCGGCCGGCAUCUUCGCUGAUAUCUCCGUCGAUGGCCCGAUCAUUGGCACCCUGGUCGCCAUUAUCGACCGGGCCAAGAACCUGCCUAAUCGCAAGACCAUGGGCAAACAGAACCCAUACGCCGCAGCACGAUUGGGCAAAGAAGCAAAGAAAACACAAACCGAUUUGAGAGGAGGACAAACCCCGAGAUGGGACUCGGAACUCCGCUUCACAGUGCACGAGUCACCGGAUUACUAUAAGCUCAAGGUCUCUGUAUUCAAUGACGAUAAGAAGACAGACAUGAUUGGCGAGACUUGGGUUGAUCUCCAGAACCUGAUCAUUGCUGGUGGAAGCCAGAACGACCACUGGCACCCGUUGCAAUGUCGUGGAAAAUACGCCGGAGAAAUUCGAAUUGAGAUGACUUACUACGACACCCGGCAGCAAGAUGAAGCUAUAAUUGAACGCAGACAAGAGGCCGCAGACAGAGUGCAGGGCAAAGUCCCAAGCACUCCCAGCACCACGGGCUUGUCUGGUCCCCGACAGUUAAAGGAUGUUAAAAGACGACCAUUACCGAGUGGUCCUGCUGGGGCACCACCACCACCGAGACCAGCUGUACUUGAGCAAACACAGUCAGCUCCUCCUCUUCACCAUCCGGCGCCAUCUCGUCCAGCCAUACCUGAACAUUUGAACUCCGUUUCGAGUGCUCCUGAACCGAUUGUCCAACCAGUCAGGCAUUCAGAGCCGGUUUAUGAUGCGUCAGCCUAUCGAGCGCCUUCCCCUGCGCCUCCUCCAUGGAGUGGGUACGAUGGCGCCGCGGCAUAUGCACCGGAAUGGGAUAACCCGGCUGUCGCCCCUCUCCGCAGACAAAAUAACCAAGAAGUCGCAUACGCCCCUCAGGAAGUAGUCCAACCAGCUUAUGACACACGUCCACUACAACCUCGGAGCCAUUCCGACUUUGAUCAACCUCCUUCUCGAGACUAUCGCGUGGCUCGAGAACAGAUGUACGAACCGGAUCCACGAGAGACUAUGUAUCAUCCCGGACACCAAGACCCGUACAUUCAGCCCGAACAACCCAGGUACCAUUCAGAGCACAUGUCCCAUGGUGCCCCGUCCGUCCACGAUAUUCCAGGGGUGGAAUACUUGGUGGAUCCUGCCCACGACACGAUAGACGACGUGAGGUAUCGUCAACGUGGUUCUCAGCCCCUGCAGCUCACUGCCCGCCCACAUGAUUGGCAUCCGGAGUACGCUGGGAUGCAGCCACGUGUAGAGGAUGAAGAAGAAGUGCCGCCGCCCCCACCCCCAGCGCAUCGAUCCCGGAGAGCGAAUUCUCAAUUGCCCACCCCACAUACUUCACCCAGCCCAUACGCUUCUUAUACGCCUCGAUCUGCACCCAGGUCCCCAGCCGCCCACAUUCCCUCCAACAUGUCCACACCCUCUCGUAGUCGCUAUCAUGAGUCUACUUCCAGCAGGAGUUCGCCUGCUGUUCCCGCUAGCCUGGUCGCUGGCUAUGAGAUGGAAGACUCAUCAGAAAGAGCAGCCUUUGAGAGGUCGGCGCGCAGGCCCAGCAACCCAUGGGACGAUGAGAUGAUGUUUUCCGACGCGCCUGCGCCAGUGCCUGUUGCCGCACCCGCUCACUAUGAUGCGCCUGUUUACCCACUUCGAACAUCCCCACGCCCCGCCAUUGACCAGCGGCCUGUUUCCAGCAGAGGUGUGAGCCCUGAUGCGCGGGCGGUUACUCGCAAAUCAAUCAGCUCGAGACCUUCUUCCUCGGAUGGCCGCGGUGGCUCCUCGAUUCCAUUCUCCCCCGACUCCUACUCCUCCCUUAAUCCUCAUACAUCCAGACCUUCCAGCAGGGAACCUUCACCGAUGUACGACACACCCGCGCAAGCCAGGGAUGCGGUUGUGCGUGGCAAGACUGAACCGAAGCGCGAUGUGGACCAACCGAUCAUCGGAGACGAUGGCCGCGAGAUUGAUCCCUCCGAUCAUUUGCCCACAGAUACGUGGGCACCUGAGCCAGAAAGGAAGAACCGCAAGCCAGAAGUCAUCAUUCGCUUCAAGCACUCGCCUCGACCAACUUCCAGAGGCAAUGAUGCACCUGCUCCUCGUUCAUCUGGCCCGCCUCGUGUCGGAUUUAGUCCCCAUACCACCACCUACCCCGCAGAGCGCCCGAGCAAGUAUACACCCUCUCACCACGCAAGCCCGGGUGCAGUUGUUCGGACUCCGCCUCGGGCGGACUAUUCCCGCGGACGCUCCGACAGCUACCAAAGUCGAGGCUACAGCACACCUACCUCAGCUGAGCGCCCACGUUCAUCGCGAGGCUCCGUCUCGCCGAGUCCCAGCGCCCGGUCCCCAUUGUAUGACUACAACACUGGCCCGCCGAUCCCUAGCAAGGUUCCUAUCUCCGGUGGAAGCCCAAGCUAUCCCGUCAUGUCUGGAAACCCCAACAUGGGCCGCAUGGAUGCACUCAGCAGGGAGCUGAGCACUAUUGAUAUCGGCGCUUCUGGGUGCAGCCCUGGCCGCGGUGCCAUGCGCAAAUACAUCCCUCGGGCACCUGCGUCGAUGGGCUAUGCCAGUUGA
Molecule: messenger RNA, 2583 nt
Organism: Penicillium olsonii
Lineage: Eukaryota; Fungi; Ascomycota; Eurotiomycetes; Eurotiales; Aspergillaceae
Source: the annotation of a GenBank genome assembly